Messenger RNA from Acanthaster planci (crown-of-thorns starfish), 3498 nucleotides. It is a transcript of the gene cct4, whose product is annotated as chaperonin containing TCP1 subunit 4. NCBI's taxonomy places the organism in Eukaryota, Metazoa, Echinodermata, Asteroidea, Valvatida, Acanthasteridae. The record is from RefSeq and is a predicted model, not a curated record. Gene Ontology annotation, molecular function: ATP hydrolysis activity; ATP-dependent protein folding chaperone; ATP binding. Gene Ontology annotation, biological process: protein folding.
GACCUUUGACUUCAACCUGGGUACUGGGAUCGUGUGCAUUUGUCGGCAUGAUCACAUCGUGCUUACUCGAACAGAACGCCAUUAAAAUCUAAAAUUAUCUCACGGUUAAAACUUCAUCAACGGUUGUUCUUCACCUAUUUUGAAAGAGGAGAACUUGGACGAUCGCCAUGCCUGAAGUUAAGUUGAGAAAUGCAGCAGGACCUGGUAAAAGUCCGGGUUCAUACAAAGAUAAAGAGAAGCCUGGGCAGAUACGCGAGUCGAACAUAUCCGCUGCUAAAGCUGUUGCAGAUGCGGUCAGAACCAGCCUUGGGCCCCGGGGUAUGGACAAAAUGAUACAGAGCGCCAAUGGCGAUGUAACCAUUACCAACGAUGGAGCCACUAUUCUCAAGCAGAUCCAAGUACUCCAUCCAGCAGCCAAAAUGCUUGUGGAGUUGUCCAAAGCACAGGACAUCGAGGCCGGAGACGGUACCACAUCUGUGGUGGUCAUUGCUGGUAGUCUCCUCUCAGCUGCCUCCAAGCUACUCAACAGAGGCAUUCAUCCCACAACUAUCUCAGAGUCCUUCCAACGAGCAGCAGAGAAGGCCGUAGAGAUCCUGGCAGACAUGGCCACACCAGUUGAUCUUAAUGACCGAGAAUCUCUCGUGAAGAGUGCCAGUACGGCACUCAACUCCAAGGUUGUAUCCCAGUACUCGGGCCUGCUCGCCCCUCUUGCUGUGGAUGCUGUGUUGCGCAUCGUCGACCCCAAACAACCCAACACAGUAGACCUGAGGGAUGUAAAGAUCAUCAAGAAGUUGGGUGGCACCAUUGAGGACACAGAGCUGAUCGAUGGCUUGGUGUUCUCCCAGCGGACGGCCGGCAGCGGUGGACCAACAAAGGUGGAGAAGGCCCGCAUUGGUCUCAUCCAAUUCUGCCUUUCACCACCAAAGACAGACAUGGACAACCAAGUGGUGGUGUCCGACUAUGCCCAGAUGGACCGUGUCUUGCGCGAGGAGAGAGCCUACAUCCUGACCCUCGUCAAACAGAUCAAGAAGGCUGGCUGUAACGUCUUGCUCAUUCAGAAAUCCAUCCUAAGGGAUGCCUUGAAUGACCUGGCCCUGCAUUUCCUGACCAAGAUGAAGAUUAUGGUGGUCAAGGACAUUGAGAGGAGUGAUAUAGAAUUCAUCUGCAAGACAAUCAACUGCAAGCCCAUUGCCAGUAUAGACCACUUUCAGCCUGAGAUGUUGGCCAGUGCUGAACUAGUCGAAGAAGUGACGACAGGAACCAGUAAAGUUGUCAAGAUCACUGGAAUAGCAAACCCCGGCAAGACCGUGACUGUCCUGAUCCGUGGCUCCAACAAGCUGGUCUUGGAAGAGGCAGAUCGCUCCCUGCACGAUGCCCUCUGUGUCAUCCGCUGCCUGGUGAAGGAGAGGGCGUUGAUAGCCGGCGGCGGCGCUCCCGAGACGGAGGUGGCGCACCGCAUGACGCAGCACGCCCACACCCUGACCGGCAUGGAAGGCUACUGCUUCAGUGCCUUUGCUGAAGCACUAGAGGUUGUGCCCUCCACCUUGGCUGAGAACGCCGGCCUCAAUCCCAUUGCGGUGGUGACAGAGUUGAGGAACAGACAUGCUCAGGGUGAGAAAACUGCUGGAAUCAACGUGCGCAAGGGAGCUAUCACCAACAUCUUGGAGGAGAACGUAGUGCAGCCAUUACUAGUAUCGACCAGUGCCAUCAGGCUAGCAGCAGAAUGCGUCACUAGCAUCAUGAAAAUAGACGACAUUGUUGUUACAAUGUAGAGCGGUUUAUCUGUGAAGUACUUCAGUCCUAAAUUAAGAUAUCUAUGUGGUAGCUGUUUCACACCCCUGUGCUGGCUGGCAAGACGAGGAACAACCAUGUUAGGGUUGGAAUGAAAUAAACUAGUUGAGUGUAUGGACAGUCUCAUCGCCAGCGAGGGUGGCUGUGCUCGUGUGCGGCAGUUUAUUGUCGACGAUAUAUGUCAUGAUUUCCACAGUUGGAGAUUUAUAUUAUACUGCUCCACCGGGGAAAUGUGGUCUUCGUUGUGCUUGGGGAUAGUGCUUUAUGGAGCCGCAUUUCAAUAAUGCGAGACCUACACUUUGGUCCACUUAAUAUGGAUAUGUCAGGUUCCAUAAAAUGUUACCGACUGCAUGUUUCCCUGUAUUACCUUGAAUGUUUCUUCACUGCAAAUUCAAGCAUCAGAGAGGAAUUUGAAUUGUUGCAUUGCUAUGCGUGUUGCUCUCACCAGAAAGUUCAGAGUCUCAUUACUUGUCUUUUUGAAGCUGCGAAUUUAAUUUGUUGAGCAUGCAGAAAAGCCAUGGCCAGGGUAACACGCACUUUGAAGAUUGAAGAUUUAAUGCGGAUUAAUCACCAAUCUUCAAGAAAGAUGGUCCAUUAGGUAUGCACCACCUCUAAAUCUUUGGCUUAUACUGCAAACCUUGGCAACAUUUUGGAAUAUUUGUAGUCCAUCGCUCCAUUUGACUGACUGAAAAGAAAAUAUACUCAAGAAAAAUUUGUCAGACUAGGUUACCGUAUCAAAUUUACCGUGGUGGACGGAUGUCGUUGUCAAAUUACCGCAGCAUGAUUGAAUAUUUGUGUAGGCUCAAACCUGACCUAUACUUGAAUUUUUGUGUGUAAAAUAUGUAACUUACACGUGCAGUAGUAGAGGUACAUGUAGUUGAUAAAUGAUACCUUGAUUAACCCUCUUUUGCUGUAACCGUCAACAACAGUAAAAAAAUUCCUUCCACUUGAUUUCCCCCAGUACAUAGACACGUAUGGCAAAUUUGACUGAUUUUGACUGAAAUGACAGCUGUGUCAAGAACGUGUCUUUGCAUAGGAGGGUUAAUACCAAAUUGACUUUCAGAAGUCAAUUUUAGUUUCGCAUGGAGGUCAAAUGCAUCCGCACAAACCAUAAAAAUAUUCUUUCACCUCAAACAUUUGAUAUUUCUGCUGGAAACCCUCGGGACUACCAACAGAAAACACUGCAGUAAAUCCAGUGGCAUGUUUUUUUCUUUGAAAGAGAAAUUAGAGGCCUGUGUAUUAUAAUGGUGGCUGGUUUGUGCACUCUUCAGAAAUUUGCAACAACCCCACAUUUAUUUGGCAACGUGACAUUCGACACCAUUAGUAGAAAGUCGUCAGACUGUACAUAGGUAGCAUUCUGGAUAUGUGCUGCAAAAUUUAAGCCUAUGUUUACAAGAGUCUGAAAUACAGACUGGUAGAUAUCUAACCAUGGCAUUUCAAAGUUAGGGGGUUGGUCAAACAUGCAUGCUUUUUUUCACACUGUAUUUUAUGGAACUUUCAAUAUCGGCUAUCUUUUUGUGUGCAAAAGGUUUGAUAUAUUGAGUGAAAUCUGUGAGCAAUUGAAAAAUAAAACUGGGAAAAAACCCAAGCAUGUCUACAAAUUGAUGCAAUGUGUCCUUCCCCGAAACUCACCGGCCAGCAGAUUCCAAUACAUGUCAUCACCGCACUCAUUGUGUAGAGAAUUGAACAUUAAAACGUACUACUCGU